Messenger RNA from Scylla paramamosain (green mud crab), 1078 nucleotides. RefSeq lists its product as uncharacterized. NCBI's taxonomy places the organism in Eukaryota, Metazoa, Arthropoda, Malacostraca, Decapoda, Portunidae. Bases 53 to 355 code for a protein of 100 amino acids. The record is from RefSeq and is a predicted model, not a curated record. The transcript has 3 exons.
AGGAAAAGUGUACAAUUCUGUUCCUAACUGUCACUGCGGCGGCGAGGCGGCGAUGGCGCCCGCCGUGGUGCUCCUCGUGGUGGGCCUGUUCCACCGCACCGUUGCUCAGCACACUCUGCUGCCAGACGACCAAGCGUCGCAGGCGCUGAGGGCGGCGGCGGCGUCGGUCCUCGCAGCACACUCGCCGUGCCAGCACACGGCGGUGCUCGUCACUGACACUCAAGAGGAAGGAGUAAUGCUGCAGGCACCGCGAGGGCUGGCUGUGUUGCAAGCGGCGGGUGCCGGCAACGUGCGCGGCAACACAUCGCAGACCAACCUCAGGCACACGGCCGAAAAGAUCCGCCAGGCAGGUUAAUGACCCAAAAAUGCAUUAAUGUAAUGAUUCUUAUACAUUGUGAUAUAUAUUUCUAAUAUUCGUAAGUCUUUAAUCCCCAACAGAUGGGAGAGACGUGGCACUGCCUGGUGGUGGUGGUGGUGAGUGAUGACCCAGCUUUCCUCGCCGCCUUCGCUCACCUGUCACUCAGACGUCAGGCCCUCAGAUGGUCCACGAGGAUCCUUGUCCUCACUCGCCUCCCUCUCAACCACCUUGGCGGCCUGCACGGCCUUCUCUCCAACAGGAACGCCAUGCUGCUGCACGUACAGAAGGGCAAGGAGGAUGUCAGGUGACUGAAUAAAUCUAGACGUGUCUUUUGCUGUAUUACGAAUGCUAUAACUUGAAUUGAAUGUAAGAUUUAGAGGCAAACAUAAGUUAACUUUUUUUACCAAACUUUUGCUCUUCAGCACCGUAAUGGAGUGUCCUCCACACUGAAAUGUAUCGCAGGAGUGCCUCAUUCAGACCAAUCACACAGUAUACUUUUGUUGGUUUUGGUAAUCAUCCUAAAGUGAAAUAAUAUAAUCGUGCAGUAAAGUGAACGUGCUGGUGUGGCAGCCGUACAGCGCCCCCGCCAGCAGGCCCCUGAGGGUGGCCACUUGGACGCCUCACGGGAGGCUGACUCUCGCCUCCCACGUGUCGCUCUUCCCCGAUAAGUUCUCUGUGUUGGUAAAACUCUGAUUCCUUCUUCACGCUUUACGUUCUGAA